UCAAUUAGAAUUUUUUUGCAAGUAGUCAAAGGAAACCCUAUCCAUUGUCAUUCCACAACAAUCACAAUGGCAAUCAGAUCAUCCGUCCAGAAAUUCAUAGAACAGCGUAUUGGCCUUUGGAUUAAAAAGUGGUAGAAUGCAGUUAUUGAAAGGUCCACUCUGGUCUCUAAUAACAACUGCACAAAGAAAAAGUCGAGUGUUAGAUUUCAAAAGAUUUCCAGACCAAAAUCUCUUUACACAAACUCAACUUGAAGUAAACGAAGAAGAAACGUUCAAAGUUAGACAAAAUCAACCAACAGUCGAACAGGCCAACUCAGUUGUUGACGAGACUUCACUUGACGAAAGAACUAAAACAAAAUCCCGCAACAGUCAUCCGACAACUCACUCGAAUCAUUCUGAGAGUAAUUUAAAGCUAGCUUAUGAUAAAAACCAACAAUAUGAUGUUGAGACGGCACUAGGUAUGGUGAAGGAGUCAAGUAACGCUGGUUUUGAUGAAACUAUCGAGGCUUGUUUCUCGUUGAAUAUUGACGAUCGUAAACCAGAACAACGGAUAAAGGAUAAGAUUUUGUAUCCAGUAUCACCAAUAAAGCACACACUUGUUGCGGUGUUUACAAAGGAUCCUCAGGAAAUCGAAGCUGCCCAAGAAGCAAAAGCAGACUAUAUUGGAUAUGAAGAGUUAUUGGAACGUAUCAAGAAAAGACGCUUCAAGUUUUAUUGGCUUGUUUCGACGCCGUCAAGUGUAAAGGGCCUUAGUUCGGUUUCGAAAAUAUUAGGACCACGAGGAAUGAUGCCGACAGAGAAAAUGGGAACUCUAACUGUAGAUAUUGACUUGACAGUGAGAGAAUUGAAAAAGGGCUAUCUACGGAUUGAGAACGAUCCGGAUAGUAAUGUACAUUCAGUUUUAGGGAAGAAAAGUUGGUCGACAGAGUCAUUGCUAACCAACUGUUGCUAUCUUUAUGAAUUCCUGUCGAGUAAGAAGCAUCGAACGAUAAAGAAGAACUAUUUUAUGGGUUUGACACUAUCGUCUACGAUGGGUCCAGGUAUUCGAGUGGACUUGAAUUCGAUUCGUGACCUUGUGAAUAAGAAUCAACAAGAUAAGACGAAACACAGUUCUACUGAAAUAUCAAUGCCUGCUUAGAGCGGAACCUACAACUUUCUUGUACUUUUUGAGCAGGACUAGAAUGCGGUGUCUAGAAAAUGUGUUGAUAAGAUGCAGAAAUGGGAGUUGU
Galdieria sulphuraria is the source of this 1229-nucleotide messenger RNA. RefSeq names its product 50S ribosomal protein L1 (mitochondrial). The coding region runs from base 137 to 1138 and encodes 333 amino acids. The transcript is spliced from 3 exons. The record is from RefSeq and is a predicted model, not a curated record. Lineage: Eukaryota; Rhodophyta; Bangiophyceae; Galdieriales; Galdieriaceae.